Molecule: messenger RNA, 783 nt
Organism: Monoraphidium neglectum
Lineage: Eukaryota; Viridiplantae; Chlorophyta; Chlorophyceae; Sphaeropleales; Selenastraceae
Product: aromatic-L-amino-acid decarboxylase
Exons: 6
Coding region: 1-783 (260 amino acids)
Biological process (GO): amino acid metabolic process
Molecular function (GO): pyridoxal phosphate binding; carboxy-lyase activity
Source: RefSeq, a predicted model, not a curated record
AUGCUGUGCGUGUCUCUCCAUUUUGACCGCUUCGGGCGGCUGCCAUUCCCGCCCCUGCCUCCCGCCCGCGCGCCCCGGCAGUUCCGCAGCAUGGGGUACAGGGUGGUAGACUGGAUAGCAGACUACUACAAGAACCGCCUGGAGUCGCUGCCGGUCAAGCCGGACGUGCAGCCCGGGUACCUGCGUCCGCUGCUGCCCGAGCACGCCCCCGAGGAGCCAGAGUCAUUCGAUGAUGUCAUGGCGGAUAUCGAGGCCAAGGUCAUGCCGGGGGUUGUGCACUGGCAGAGCCCGAGCUUCUUCGCAUGGUACCCUUCGGCCACCUCGUUCCCUGCCAUCCUCGGGGAGAUGCUCAUAGGAGCCAUCAACGGCAUCGGCUUCAGCUGGCAGAGCUCACCCGUCGCAACAGAGCUCGAGAUGGUCACCAUGGACUGGCUGGCCCAGCUCUGCGGACUGCCCCAGAAGUUCCUUUUCUCUCGAGCCGCCUCGGGCCCCGAAGGCGUAGCCGCCGCGGCAGGCGCCGCGCCCCGCUCAGACAUGGCCGGCGCGACCGCGGACGCGUGCGCGGCGGCGACGGGGUCUGGGGGCGGCGUUAUCCAGGGGACGAGCAGCGAGGGCGUGUUGGUCGCGAUGCUGGCGGCGCGGGCGCGCGCGAUGAGGGGGCGGCCGCCGGAGGACGCCGUCCGGCUGGUGGCGUACGGCUCGGACCAGCUGGGGCUUCGGCCGCCUGCCUUGGCGCUCGAGCUCACCCAAGGCCCUGGUAAUCAGCAGCGCCACCCAGUGUAA